CUAUAGUUAUCAGCGAUCGAAAUUCAUCGUAACGCUCGUGAGUAGCAUCAGUAUACUACAGAAUUCAGACCCAUUAUCACACCAGCAGUGGCCGAAUAUGAUCAUGGCAUUUCCAAGAGCAGUGCUCUUAAUCCUAGCCGUAUUUAUUGCCGUUUCUGACUCACGAAUCCCAAAGUACGAUGACUCUUCAUCUUCCGAAGAAGAACACACAAGUGUUGAAAACAGUGAAGUGGAUUUUAUCAGUGAGCUAAGGUCGAUGUGUUUAAAGAGAACGGGAUCCAAUGAUACAUUUGACCCGUUGAUGACAGCUGUUCAGAAUGGAGCCAUGUGCUUUGCAAAGAAACUUGAUGUUGACGAAUUUUUCGGACAUGCGGAGAAUCUAACCAGUGCAAACAGGGUGCAGUUCUUCACAACGUAUUGUCCUCAGAUGCGGGAAGCCAUCAGCUGCCUUUCUCCAGCCGCCAUUGUGAUUCGCAAAUGCCUGAACGAAGAUGGACAGGAGUUGCUAGACAUCCUUAUGAGUGUUCUUCCUCGAGCAGUUGAUUUGACGUGUAAAAAUCAUGGGGAAAUUUUCUUCAAUGAUGUGAACCUCAGCAAAUGUUUCGAUAACAUCAACGAGUACAUUGGGAACUGCAUGAGCGGCGGUUUCUCUCAACUCACCCUUGGGGCUAUGUCCAUCAACUCUAAACGGAAGCAAUGUGAAGAUUUGGCUCUGAUGCGACGGUGUCUUGCGACUAGAUUGAAUAACUGUAAAUCACCUAGGCUGAUAGAUUUUUUCGAUCUGCUCUACAGACCGCUGAUAAGAAGUUCUGAGUGCAAACAUCUAUGGGCGACAAAAAUUGUUCGCAUGUAAACGUGGUGACAGUGAUGAUUUGCAUGUACCAGAGAAAUGGAACAGUGAAAACUUAUUUUAGAAAUGAGUGAACCAUAUUGUCAAUCAAUGCCGGCUGGAUUGUAAGGCUAUUCCAUAAAACGACGCUAACCACAGAAAUUCUCGCGUCGUCAUACCAAUGAGUGAGAAUAUUACACCACAUUAUAAAACAAAAAUGUCACGGAAGUUUUUUUUUUGCUGAGAGUAAAAUGGACAGCGUAACCAACUCCCUUUUUUAACGUGAAAACUAUUAUGCGUGCUUAUUUGAAAAGUGUUUCUUAUAGUGCUCUCCCAAAGUGUCAAUCCAAAAUCCAAAAUAAAAUUCCCUGAUAUUCCCAGAUUUUCCAGUAAAUUUCCAAAAAAAAUCCAGACGUAGAGAACUAGAAAACAUAUGCUAUAGCCUCGAAAUUCAAUAAGCUAGAACAAGAAAAUUUAUAAACGCGUGUCGAUAUUUUCCAAUUAAUUGUAUUUUAUGGUUUUUAGCUUGAGCUAAAAGACGAUUGAGGAGAAGCGUAAAAGAUAAGCAAUAUAAUUUAUUGAUAGGGGUAGGGGUGGUAAAGUGAACACCCUAAUGGAUAUGCCCAUUACUGCGUCUACAUACUACUAUAAUCCUUGUUUUUUGAAGAAUAUUGUAGUUUAACUAAUUGUUGUUCAAUAUAUCGAACGGUUUUAACUAUAAAAAAUAGU
Messenger RNA from Toxorhynchites rutilus septentrionalis, 1558 nucleotides. RefSeq lists its product as uncharacterized. Bases 98 to 853 code for a protein of 251 amino acids. NCBI's taxonomy places the organism in Eukaryota, Metazoa, Arthropoda, Insecta, Diptera, Culicidae. The record is from RefSeq and is a predicted model, not a curated record. The transcript has 4 exons.